AUGGGGUGCGGUUCAAGCAAAGUGCAGCGCGACAAUGACACUCCAAAUACCAACUAUGAUAAACCUCGCACAGCACGCCAUACAGCAACUCGUCCACGGUCACAACGAAUAGGAUCCCAAGGAAGGCUUGCCACAGGCACCGCGGCUGGAAAUCGGGUUAGACCUCCACCUACACAUCUAAAACCAUACCAGAGUGAUUAUCCAAGAACACAUUCGCGAGCGACACGUCCGAGAUCUCAGUUUCAAACUGAAUCGAGGGCCGGACAGUCGAGAGCAGGUACAAGUCGCCGCUCUCCUAAAGCACGGAGGAAAAUCCCCAGCAGCCAACCGUCAACAGAUGACGAGAUUGAGGAGGUAAUUAAUUCGUUUAAACUGUUCAUUGAUGGGCACUCGAUCAAUUUCUAUCGCACGCAAUUCGACGACAGCGGGGCAUCGAUCCCCAGAUAUAUUGCGCGGACCAUCAUAUCCAAUAUUAUAGAGAAACGCUUGGAUGAAACUAGCGUUGCCCGGAACCUAAGCAACGCCCUCGAAAAGUACGCUGAGAAUCCAGCAGACGGGAAGCGGACUAAUCACCUCCUCGUUCUGUGUCGAAUGGCGAGUGAGAUAAGGAGCAUGACAGACGGACAUCCCGAAAGCUGGGUGUUCAAUUGGGGCGAAAAUGCCGAUAUCGUAUUUCCUAGUGUGAUGCGGGGAAAAGAAGAAUAUAUGGAGGCAGACAUGGGUACAUAA
Molecule: messenger RNA, 729 nt
Organism: Histoplasma capsulatum G186AR
Lineage: Eukaryota; Fungi; Ascomycota; Eurotiomycetes; Onygenales; Ajellomycetaceae
Exons: 2
Coding region: 1-729 (242 amino acids)
Source: RefSeq, a predicted model, not a curated record